GAGCGCCGGGAGCUGAUGCUGCGGCUGCAGGCGCCCGGGCCGGCCGCGCGGCCGCGCUGCUUUCCUCUGCGCGCCGCGCGCCUCUUCACCCGCUUCGCCGCCGCCGGCCGGAGCGCGCUGCGUCUGGCUGCCGACGGGGCUCCCGGGCCCGGCGCCGGCACCGUGCAGCUGCUGCUUUCUGAUUGCCCUCCGGACCGCCUGCGCCGCUUCCUACGCACGCUGCGCCUCAAACUGCUGGCUGCUCCAGGGCCCGGGCCCGCGCCUGCCCGAGCGCAGCUGCUGGGCCCGCGGCCCCGAGACUUCAUCACCAUCAGUCCCGUGCAACCGGAGCAGCUGCGCCGAGCCGCGGCCACCCGGGCCACGCCGGAGAAGGUGCCGCCAAAGAAGGCCAGGGCUGCAGCUGAGCACAGCAAAGAAGCUCUGAGGUGGCCCCUGCCUGUGAAGAGGCUGAGCUUGCCUUCCACCAAGCCAAAGCUCUCUGAGGAACAGGUUACAGUGCUGAGUGUUGUCCUGAAAGGCCAGAGUGUUUUCUUCACGGGGAGUGCAGGGACAGGGAAGUCAUACCUGCUGAAGCGUAUCCUGGGCUCACUGCCUCCCACGGGCACCGUGGCCACGGCCAGCACUGGGGUUGCAGCCUGUCACAUUGGGGGUACCACCCUCCACGCCUUUGCAGGCAUUGGUUCCGGCCGCGCCCCUCUGGCCCAGUGUGUGGCUCUGGCCCAGAGGCCCGGCGUGCAGCAGGGUUGGCUGAACUGCCAGCGGCUGGUCAUUGAUGAGAUCUCCAUGGUGGAGGCAGACCUGUUUGACAAGCUGGAGGCUGUGGCCAGAGCUGUCCGAAGGCAGGACAAGCCCUUUGGCGGAAUUCAGCUCAUCAUCUGUGGGGACUUCCUACAACUGCCACCGGUCACCAAGGGCUCUCAGGCCCCACAGUUCUGUUUCCAGGCCAAGAGCUGGAAGAGGUGUGUCCCAGUGACCCUGGAGCUGACCGAGGUGUGGCGGCAGGCAGAUCAGGCCUUCAUCUCCCUGCUGCAGGCUGUGAGGCUGGGCAGGUGCACCGAUGAAAUGACCCGCCAGCUCCAGGCCACGGCUGCCCAUAAGGUGGAGCGGGAUGGGAUUGUAGCCACUAGGCUCUGCACACACCAGGAUGACGUGGCCCUCACCAACCAGAGGUGGCUGCAGGAACUGCCAGGUGAGGUGCACAGCUUUGAGGCUACGGACAGUGACCCUGAACAGGCCCGGACCCUGGACGCCCAGUGCCCUGCUAAUCGUCUCCUUCAGCUAAAGCUAGGGGCCCAGGUAAUGCUGCUGAAGAACCUAGCCGUGUCCCGGGGCCUGGUCAAUGGGGCCCGAGGGGUGGUCGUGGGGUUUGAGGAGGGGAAAGGACUGCCCCAAGUAAGAUUCCUGUGUGGGGUCACUGAGGUCAUCCGUGCUGACCGCUGGACAGUACAGGUCACUGGGGGUCAACUCCUCAGCCGGAAGCAGCUGCCCCUCCAGCUGGCCUGGGCAAUAUCCAUCCACAAGAGCCAGGGGAUGUCCCUGGAUUGUGUGGAAAUCUCUCUGGGCCGAGUAUUUGCCAGCGGCCAGGCCUAUGUGGCACUCUCCAGGGCCCGUAGCCUGCAGGGCCUACGUGUGCUGGACUUCAACCCCACGGUGGUGUGCUGUGACCCCCAAGUGCUGCGCUUCUAUGCUGCCCUGCCUCGGGACGGGGGGCUCAGGCUGGAGUCCCCAGAUGAUGAGGCAGCCUCGGACCAAAACAUGGACCCGAACCUCUGAGCUCAGCCCUAAAGAGAAGACAGAGGGGGUCUCCCCAUCCUCCUGCUCCCACUGAGAAGCCUGGAGGUUGGGGGAGGGGGGCUAGAAGGGUGGCCAAGGCCCCUUCCUCCCUUCUUCAGGGGGCUCUGCCUCCUGGCAGGGCUGAAGGGAGAGUGCUUCCCUCAGUUUGCCAGCAGCCUAUUCCCACCUCUUCCCCGGGUGAACUGCUUUCUGUGGCAGCUAGGAAUGGGCUUGUAGUGGCACCAAGUGUCAGAGGACAAAGCUGUGUGGGCUGGCCAUAGGACACAUGGUUUCCCACACUGCGGCUGCAAUGGAGAGAGGCCAGAUACUGCCUAGCCCAACAUUGCCCAGACAAGCACUUCCUGGGCCUAACCUGAUCUUAUGCACGACAAGUGAAUGCCCAUAUUUCAAGCUGCUUUUGUUGGGGUGCAGGGACAAGUAUUGAGGACAUUGAAAUGUAUUCUAUCAGAUUGUAUUUAUUUAAGCAAAUAAACUUGUGAAUUGUGUAAGUA
Messenger RNA from Echinops telfairi (small Madagascar hedgehog), 2285 nucleotides. RefSeq names its product PIF1 5'-to-3' DNA helicase (gene PIF1). Bases 16 to 1773 code for a protein of 585 amino acids. The record is from RefSeq and is a predicted model, not a curated record. Gene Ontology annotation, molecular function: DNA helicase activity. The transcript has 12 exons. NCBI's taxonomy places the organism in Eukaryota, Metazoa, Chordata, Mammalia, Afrosoricida, Tenrecidae. Gene Ontology annotation, biological process: telomere maintenance; DNA repair.